CGACAAUCAACAAGAAAAGAGGGCUAUGAUUUUUCAUGACCAAUAGCCUGUUGUACAGUAUCAACUUGUUCCGUGUGUAGACGUGUAACCUGCAAGUGGGUCCUGGACGAGGUAACCCGGAAUAGAGGAGCCUAAGGAGCAGAGAGUCGCUUUCAAACGGGCAAAACACUCACAAGUGCAGUGCCGAGAAUCUUACAGUGCAUGCAUCAUCGUUUCGGUUGUUCCAAUUUGGCGCCGUCCUUGGACUGAAUCCUCCGAGUACACCAAAUCCUUUGAAUAAAUCCCACUGUGUGCUAACAAGUGUGUUCGUUACGUCUUCAGCUGUUUGAAAUUCUCCCACCACGCUGUUGCUGUUGAGUCCUUGAUUUCGCACUGUGCAGAAAUUGUGCAAUUCUUUGAGUGUUCAGUUCAUGUUCUGGUGACGGUAAUUGGUUAGUUCCUAUAUGUAUUUGUGCAGAAAAAAUCUGAUGUGAAUAAUGUGAUGAAGAGGCAGAUGAAUGCCACUGAAUGCGUCUGUAGAUCAAAGAGCGUUCACUAUAUGAUCCGGGCAAAUCGAAGGAUAAAUGCCAGAGAUGAGCCGAUGAAACAGCAUCAAGGAUGAGAGAAGCGGACGUUACAUAGCGAACGAGGUGCAGCGUGAAGGCGACAUCUUAAGCUCACUCGGGUGGUGGCGGCGGAUACGUCAUGCUGCCCUUGAGCUUGUAUGUUCCUCUUGCGAUUAUUUCCUUCAUCGGACUCUGUUUGAACGGCUAUAUCUUGCUUGUGCUAAUCCUAACGAAGCAGAUAUCCCCAAACAACAUUCUACUGGUACACUUAGGCGUCACGCAAUCACUUCUAUCAUUCACUUUCCUCGUAUUUUCAUUCCCACCGAUACUGCACCAUGGAAGCUGGAUUGCAUCCGUGGAAGGUCUGUGCAUCAUACAAGGUUUCUUAUUCACGCUGUUGCAUCCCCUCUCACUCUGGACAAUAUGCGGCCUAAACUGUGAUCGGUUUUAUGCAAUCGCAGCACCUUUACACUAUAGUGCGAUCGUAACUAAUAGAAAGGUUAUCAUUGGACUUGUUAGUGGCUGGAUCGUUAUAGUACUAUUAUGCAUUCCACCGUUCGCAAAAGUGGCUCCUUUUAAAUUUAGUACAAACACUGGCGCAUGUGUGCCAAACUUUGAAACAUUCAAUUCCUUAUGGUAUGCAAUCAUCUUUACGACAGUUACCUUAAUUAUACCUGGAAUCACAAUAGUAGGAUGUAAUAUUAAAGUACUUAUGAUUGCACGUUACCACCGACAUAGAAUAGCAGCCGCCAUCUACGAAGUAACCCUUUCAGCUCAAGUGACAAUAACCCACCAACGUAAUCCAUUCUUCGUUCCAACCGUGACUGCCCCGGCCGCCGGAGGACCACGAUUUCGCUCCCGAAGUCCAGUCUCAACUGUACUGCAACUAGUAGGAUCCUUCAUUAUCCUUUAUCUUCCAUACUACGUGUCCAUAAUAUGGGAUAGUGUUGCGGUGGAAGUCUUCGGUGACAAUGUGCCUGAUAAAUAUAAGACUAAUAGAUACGUGGUGAUCACGUCCACAGUAUUAUUAACAUGUUCCACGACCGUUAACGGAAUCCUGUACGGUCUUAAGAGUAAGACAAUUCGAAAGACAUUCCAAAACUACUGGCGUAAGAAGCGAACGAAAAAUGAGAUGAAUCAAGAGAUACAGGCACGAACACCAUCCACAUGUGGCUCAAGACGACCAUCAAUAUCAAACUUAGGGUUCUUGACGAAGCCACUGCUGCAACGCCGACUGUCUGAGACAUUGAUUGAUAUUGAUCGUAAUGCGAGUGGCAAUGAUCGGCCUAAAAUGAAGCGCAUUGCAUCGGAGCUGACUUGGCGCCCAAUCAGUCUUACAUAUGACGGACUGGAAAGCCCAAACCUCUCACGUCCAAAGGAGCCACUGCCGCACACUUCUAGUUGUAACACACUACAGGUUCCCUCAUCGGACAAUGACCCAGUAUCUGAAGCCGAUCGCGAGCUCUACAAUACAGUUCGCAAUUCAUUCCGUGCUGCCAAACCAGCUCAUGAUAAUCCUAGAAAUACAGCAAUUUGUACAAAGAGCUCACUACAAGGAAAAAGCACAAGUUAUCAACCUAACAUUAGACCUUCUACCCUUAGUACUGCAAAUACUUUACUGCACAAAGUUCUGCGCUUGGAUCACGUAGGUAAUCAGCCAAAACCCUUUACAGCAAAUAUCAGCAAUGGUCGCAAAAAAUCGGGACUAGGAUCGCCACUGAAAUCACCGCGCAUUCUCAUUACCCGAGCAAUGUCUGAUGAAAGCGAGAAGACUCCUUCACAACCUGGCACCCCAGCUAGAGGGAAACUUCACAAACAGUAUUCAUCGUCAAAUUCUAUAAGUGAUAAGUCAAAGUGGCAAGUUGGGGGUGAAAUCGCAAAAGUUGAAGAACACAUUCACGAGAGCAAUUUUGAAACGGACUAUCCUCGGCGUAAUAGUGGAAGUAAUUCAACAACUGUUUCUGACGCAUCCACACAAAGGAGAUACUCGUCACUGGAAGAGACCAGCGCGUACAGUCGUGAGUUUGAAAUGGACUCUGAAACUGAAGAGCAACUCUUACUGUCGUGGCCCACAACAAGGAAGAAACUACCACAAAAAGGCAAACUCUAUAAUAUGAAUAGCAGGAAUGGGAUUUUCAGACCAAGCCCGCUAUUUAACGAUCGAGCUGAAGAACCAGAAAUGAUUCUAUAGCACUACCAUGACGAAAUAACAGAAGAAGUCCCGCUCACAGACUGGAGUUCCCGGGACGUAGCAAUAUAAGGCUGUUAAUUACUAGAAGGAAAUUCAUUUCAAAUGGAAUUGGAUGUUGUACAGAGAGAAGAGCAUCGGAUGCUGAACAUUGUGUUCAAUGGAAGACUUGCAUAGGCCAGCAGAAUCUCACUCCCACACCAAAAAUAAAUCCGCUCAGUUAUGGUCAGUAUUACUUGAUAGAAACUAAGAUAUUUUUUUGAAACAGGAAAUAUUUAUAUUAUACGCGUGGAUGUCUGUAUAACAACUUUAUCAGCGCGAUCAAUAUUCUUACAUAUGUACACAAAUAUAAGGUCAACCACGACAUAUGCUCGUAAUGCGCUCAAUGCCGCAAUUGAGCAAAUAAUGUCCUUUUAGAGUAUAGUCGUUACCAUCAGUGUCAGUUUUAAAUAUGUAGGAUACAAAUUGUUGCUCGCACAAGACUAUUGGAACCCUCAUCACAUAAUAGAGCCAUGGAUGUCAUUCGAAACCCCGCACAUAUCCUUCCUAUCCAUGUUAUGUACAAUGUAUGUAUGGUAGCUUAUAGAGAUGUUUGUAAGUAUAAUAACUAUCAACAGGUUCCGUACGAAACAUUGACUCACAAGUACGCACUGUAAAUGCCAAUAUAACUGAAUAAUUGUCUUCAUGAAUGUUAUGAAAAACGGAAAUUCUAGUCAAUAUACAUUUAGUGAUAAGAUAAGUACACCCUCAUUGCAAAAGGCGAACUUAAAAGUGUUAUGAAGCAGUAGAUGAAUUAAUUUGAGUUGAUAUUGACUGUUGCGUAUAUUAUUACAUUCAACUAAGUAGUCACGAUCCACCAGGGUUAAGUUAGUCAACCCGCAUUUAUAAAAUAUCCACAGAAACCGAGGUGAAACUAAAAAGUAAGUUGAUAUAGAACAUUUUUUUAUUGAAAUUUUGGUUGCUAUCACAUUUCACAUUCUACAUUUUUAUAAUAUAUUUCUAAACGUGCGACGCCAAUUUUCUUCUGCUAAAAUUAUUAAGGAUAAUACAUCAUCCUACAAAGAGAAGCUGAAAAUGUCAGUAUUUGCGAAAUUCGACGUCAAACUCUUAUGUCCAUAUGGCUGUAUUCCGGGUACCUACUUUGCCCAUUCUAUUAUUAUAAUAUUCGAGGGUCCCGCGUCCUCAAAGAAUUAUUGUGCCCCUUUUUUGACUACAGUAUACCUAUAUCCAUAGUAUGUCAUUAGAACAUAUAACUGACAUAAACUUUAUUAUUCCAUAUUCCAAGUAUAUCAACCUGGCAUCCGGUAUUAAGUAUUCUUUCAGGUACCUGAACCUACUUUGCACAAGCGCCGAACAGACAUGUAUGGGGUUUUCAUCACUCUUCUCACACAGUCGACGCACAAUGUCCUUAUAUAUCCCCAGCUUCCCUAGGUGAUAUUUUAGUGGGCAGUAAUCAGUAAGUAUUCCCACUAUAACCCGGAGGUUCUUCUUGGUUAUGUUUAAAAAGUCCUUUAUGCGCUUGGGUUCGUAUCCCCCUAACCACCUUGGACUGCUCCAUUACUGGUAGGCCCGCCUAAGAUAAUUCCCCCAGCCGUUCCUCUUCAUUUUUUAGUGUCAGCCAUCCGUUUCUGAUUUCACAGAAGGCUUCUGACUCAUAUAGAAGUAUAUCUGCUCCUUUCUUAGCCGGUUCGUCCGCUGCCUCAGUGCCUUCCAACCCAAUAUGGCCUCUCGAUGCAUUGUCAUAUCAGUUUAGAGCUCACAUUGUCAUUGCCAGUACCUUGAUCGACGCUUGGCUGUCAGUCAGAAAAACAAUAUUCUCACCCUGUAGUUCCCUUGGGCAUUUGACACGUCUGACUAUCGCAUAUAUUUCCACCUGGAAUGUGCUACUGCACUUCCCUAUUGAUUCCAAGUACUUUUUACUCAAGCCAAUAACCCCGGCAUCCUCUACCAUGAGGGCUCCGCCAGUGUACCAAGUAAUCAGUUGCCGGUCUAAUCCGUCUGUCAACGCCACGCUCUCCCAGUUUGCUUUGUUUCAAUGAGUUUCAAACUUCUUGUCGAAGUGAAACCUCGUUGUCGUUUCAUCUGUUGGUAUUAGUGAUUCGAGAUACCGCCUAAAAAACAAUAUCAAUCUUCCUUCGAUUCAAGCAACUCCGCGUCUUACUCGUACUCGCCGACAUUCUCAAAUCGCCCUUCUUGCCUGCAUCUGUAUGUGUAAAUGGAGAGGAGUCAAUCGGAGAACGAUCUCUAGCAUUACCGUUUGACAUGUCCCCCGUUGCCUCACUAGUCCACACGCAAGCCAGUCUUUGAACUUUGUAUAACUCCCUGGUUUGUGUGCUACGUUCACUUCUUUUCGCCCAAAUUAAUGCCUUACUAUUGCAGUGUAUAUACAAAGUAUUAUCUUCGAGGUGCAACCCCAUUUUUUCCUGCUAUGGACCUGCAAGUCAUCAGAGCACUCGUGACUUUCCGACAAGUGAUUCCGAGAUGUAUCUUCCAAAGUAAUUUUUGGUAUAGCGUGGUUCCCACAUAUUUGACCUCUGUUUCUCGUUUCACCUCCAUCCCAUGUAAACUUAUGGUUCUGAGGUUAUUAAGCUUACGCUCCCUAGUGAAUGAUACUAUGGUUGUUUUGGCUGGAUUGAUACGUAGCCUCACCUUCCUCUACCAAGCACUACUAACGUGUUAUCCAGUUUGGAUUCUAUCACAUAAAGUAUUCUCAUAUUUUCCCUUGCAAAUUAAAACGGCGUCGUCCGCAUAGGUUUGGAACUAUAUUCCAGUAUUUGUUUGCUCGUCCAGCAGGUCAUCCACUACCAUACUCCACAUAACCGUUGAUAGUACUCCGCCCUGUGGUCGAUCUUGAGUAAAGUAACAUGACAAAGGAAUUGAUACCUGUAGAUGCUUACUCUCCAACAUUCUCCCCAGCCAGAAAGCCAGUGUGUUUCCCACUCCCUUGCGGGUCAGGGCAUCUUGUAUCUCUGUGUGCGAUGUGGUUUCAAAUGCUUCUUCGAUAUCCAAAACCCAACACAUUUUAUAUAUUUUAUGUUGUUUCUAUGACAUCCCGUAAUACAUACUCCAGCAGAUACAAAGCAGUUUCGCUUGACCGUCCUGCCCGGUAGGCGCGUUGACAAUGAUGUAGAGGAUUACGCAUCAGAACAUUAGUUCUAAAUAGUUGUCUAUGACCUUCUCCACCGUUUUGAAUACGAACCACGUUAUGCAAAUUGGUCUGAAAGAUUAAGGGUGAUUUUUUUUUACCCUCUUUCGGAAUA
Hermetia illucens (black soldier fly) is the source of this 5993-nucleotide messenger RNA. RefSeq lists its product as uncharacterized. Gene Ontology annotation, cellular component: membrane. Gene Ontology annotation, molecular function: G protein-coupled receptor activity. The transcript is spliced from 7 exons. Lineage: Eukaryota; Metazoa; Arthropoda; Insecta; Diptera; Stratiomyidae. Bases 685 to 2736 code for a protein of 683 amino acids. Gene Ontology annotation, biological process: G protein-coupled receptor signaling pathway. The record is from RefSeq and is a predicted model, not a curated record.